AUGAUCACCUACCUCCCGAGGAAGACAGAGAGUCAUGAUCACCUACCGUCCGAGGAAGACAUAGAGAGUCAUGAUCACCUACCUCCCGAGGAAGACAUAGAGAGCCAUGAUCACCUACCUACCGAGGAAGGGCAGAGAGUCAUGAUCACCUACCUCCCUGAGGAAGACAUAGAGAGCCAUGAUCACCUACCUACCGAGGAAGGCAUAGAGAGUCAUGAUCACCUACCUCCCGAGGAAGACAUAGAGAGUCAUGAUCACCUACCUACCGAGGAAGGCAUAGAGAGUCAUGAUCACCUACCGUCCGAGGAAGACAUAGAGAGUCAUGAUCACCUACCUCCCGAGGAAGGCAUAGAGAGUCAUGAUCACCUACCUCCCGAGGAAGGCAUAGAGAGCCAUGACCACCUACCUCCCGAGGAAGACAUAGAGAGUCAUGAUCACCUACCUCCCGAGGAAGACAUAGAGAGUCAUGAUCACCUACCUCCCGAGGAAGACAUAGAGAGUCAUGAUCACCUACCUCCCGAGGAAGACAUAGAGUCAUGA
Acanthosepion pharaonis is the source of this 540-nucleotide messenger RNA. The record is from the annotation of a GenBank genome assembly. NCBI's taxonomy places the organism in Eukaryota, Metazoa, Mollusca, Cephalopoda, Sepiida, Sepiidae.